AAUCUGUCGUCAGUGACUGAUUAGUUUUUAGAAUGUCUGGUGUGUCUUAUAUUGUGUUCUUCUUUAUCUCUCAUCUUUUAAUUCUUUCUUUGGCUCAAGAAGAAAUGGGCUCCAGCCCAAAAUGUAAACCUUUCAAUUGUGGAAUUCUCAACGUUAUAGGCUUCCCCUUCUCCAAUGAAACGUAUCCUGAGUGUGGAUUCUUAACGGUAGCAGGCUGCAGAGAACAAGUUCCGAGGAUUCGACUGGGGAAGGAUGGACCAGAAUUUCAUGUUCUGAGCAUCUCUAAGGAUAAUACGCUUACGCUUAGACAUGAUGAAGGAUUCGAGAAGCCUCCUUUGAACAAUCGUCGUUGUGUUCAAUACUUUCAAAAUCUAACCAUUCCUAGCUCUCCUUUUUUCUCUUUUGAAGUAAUACCCGAAAAUCAAACCCUGUUCAAAUGUCCCGGUACGUCUUAUUCUGUCCCAGAAAAUUAUGAUUCACUCUGCAAUGACUCCAGCCACUCAAUUAUCUACUACAAAGGCUCAAAACCUGGUGGAUUACGAGUUCCUCCGCAACAAUGCUCACUUAUUCUGUUCCAAACGAACAGGACUCCAAAUGGUCUUAACUUCUCGAAUUUAUAUACUGGUUGGUUCCGUCUUCAAGUGAAAUUAAAAAGAGAUUGCCAUGAUUGUCAUGGAAGAAAAGGGCAAUGUAAAAUCGAUAGCAUCGGAAAUUUUUAUUGUGCAAAUGCAAAAGAUGGGCAAUCUUUUUUGAAUGUGGGUCUGGCAAUAGGUAAUGUAUCUCUUUAA
This is a messenger RNA of Pistacia vera, 788 nucleotides long. RefSeq lists its product as uncharacterized. Bases 33 to 788 code for a protein of 251 amino acids. The transcript has 2 exons. The record is from RefSeq and is a predicted model, not a curated record. Lineage: Eukaryota; Viridiplantae; Streptophyta; Magnoliopsida; Sapindales; Anacardiaceae.